Messenger RNA from Polypterus senegalus (gray bichir), 693 nucleotides. Its product is annotated as histone H1-like. Gene Ontology annotation, biological process: nucleosome assembly. Gene Ontology annotation, cellular component: nucleosome. Gene Ontology annotation, molecular function: structural constituent of chromatin; DNA binding. Bases 50 to 640 code for a protein of 196 amino acids. The transcript has a single exon. The record is from RefSeq and is a predicted model, not a curated record. NCBI's taxonomy places the organism in Eukaryota, Metazoa, Chordata, Cladistia, Polypteriformes, Polypteridae.
CAUGUGGCUGAAACCUACAGAGAAAUAGAGGUGUGUUUAACUGAUCAAUAUGGCAGAAACCGCUCCAGCAGUCUCUCCGGCUAAGGCGCCAAAGAAGAAAACAAGCUCGAAGCCUAAGAAGACCGGCCCUAGCGUUUCAGAUUUGAUCGUGAAGGCUGUGUCGGCUUCCAAGGAGCGUCACGGGCUCUCUUUAGCCGGGAUUAAGAAGGCUCUUAAUGCUGGCGGCUACGAUGUGGAGAAGAACAACGGUCGUGUGAAACUGGCUGUGAAAAGCCUUGUGAGCAAAGGAUCUCUCAUACAGACAAAAGGUACUGGUGCCUCCGGAUCCUUUAAAAUUAAUAAGAAGCCAGCAGAUACCAAGGAGAAAGCCACAAAGAAAAAGGUGGCACCGAAGAAGCCAGCAGCAAAGAAGCCCGCUGCCGCCAAGAAAGUGAAAAAGCCGGCGGCAAAGAAACCUGCAGCGGCCAGGAAGGCGGCUAAGAAGCCAGCUGUAGCUAAGAAAGCCACUAAAAGUCCCAAGAAAGCGAAGCCAGCUGCAAAGCCCAAAAAGGUAACAAAGAGUCCAAAGAAGCCGAAGGCAUCUAAACCUAAAGCGGCUAAGCCCAAGACCGUGAAGAAGGCUGCACCCAAGAAGAAGUGAUCCGUUUACAUGGAUUGAUACAUGUACAUACGAACGGCUCUUUUCAGAGCCCC